AUGGACCUUCGAUGGAUGAUGAGUCCUUCCUGCAAGUCGACAAGAGCAAAGUCCCUCGUCAACUAUUCGCAUGGGCCACUGUCUUGCCAGAUGCGGGGUGCGGGAAGUGUCGAACUGGAUAUUUUACCACUCAUGAACAGUGCAAUCAACUCCGUCAAACCCAAAAGUGGCGAUCAAGGACGAUCAGAUUUCAAGAGCCGUGAUUCAGAGGACCCGGCGGACAAUGGGCGGGUAAACCUCGCGGCGGAGAAGGUUCUAAGAAGCUUCCAGGUGCGUCAGUUCCAUGCCUUGCCAUUCAUGCGUCAUGUGCUGACACCCGACCCUUCAUAUCCAUAG
Messenger RNA from Mesocestoides corti, 336 nucleotides. Lineage: Eukaryota; Metazoa; Platyhelminthes; Cestoda; Cyclophyllidea; Mesocestoididae. The record is from the annotation of a GenBank genome assembly.